CAGGAACCAAACAGGAAACAGAUGCUCGCCGCAGUUCGUCAUUGGGCUUACCAGGGCGCCUCUGCUGGGUUCACUUUGCAUAAACAAAUUCUGUACAUGUUCAGUGAUUUUAAACCAAUGUCAAUUUUGACCAUAUAAUAGAAGCAAUGAACGGAACUACAAAUCCGCUUUUGGAUAAAGAGGAGCAUGUGUUGAAGCUUGGAGAGAGCUUUGAGAAGAAGCCCAAAUCGUCCUUCCAUACAAUCAGAUACGAUUUCAAACCAGCUUCUAUCGACACCAGCUGCGAGGGAGAAUUGCAGGUCGGAAAGGGGGAUGAAGUUACCAUAACGUUGCCACAUAUUCCAGGCUCCACACCCCCCAUGACGGUGUUCAAAGGGAACAAGCGGCCCUACCAGAAGGACUGUGUCCUCAUCAUCAACCACGACACGGGGGAGUUUGUGCUGGAGAAGCUCAUCAGUAGCAUCCAGGUCAAGAAAACCAGGGCAGAGGGCAGCAGUAAGAUACAGGCCCGUAUUGAGCAGCAGUCGGUGCGGUCCAACCAGCCCAGCUCCCAGUUCCGGGCCCCCACCAAGCCUGGGGCUGGAGUUAAGACCCCCCCCUCCCCCUCUAAGGACAACCCCUCUCCAGAGCCCCAGCUGGAUGACAUCAAGAGAGAGCUGCGAGCGGAGGUGGAGGUCAUCGAGCAAAUGAGCAGCAGUGGCAGCAGCUCCUCGUCGGACUCGGCCAGCGGCGACGACAGCUCCAGCAGUGACGGUGAACACGACGCACAACCUCCGUCCGCGCCAUUACCACAGCCACCGCCCCACCCACACGCCUCCCCCAACCCAAACCCGCUGGCCAACGGGGCCCCUGACCGGCAGCAGGGCACCAACCAGCUCAUGAGCACACUCCGAAAUGAUCUGCAGCUCAGUGAAUCAGGCAGCGACAGCGAUGAUGAUUGAAGUUAUAGCCCCGCCCCCACCUUAUCUCUUUUCAACUGUAACACCUGUUCCAUUAUUCCAAUGCUGUGGUAACAGACUUUUAUUUUAUUUAGUAUUCCCCUCAAAGCUGGCCUACUUGGAUAUUUUACAGUGUAUUUUUUAUUACAUGUGUAUUUUUUGCUUUGUAUGAAAGAGAAAAGACAGUCUAGAUGAUUAUCAUUUCAAGGUUUUUAAGUGUGCCCUUUGUGGCCCCCUACCUCCCUCUGAUCCAGAGAACCUCAAAGGUGUAAUAAUAAUUAUGCCUUCAGUUGAUAGGAAAUGUCUAGGCAUAGCACACUUAAAUGUAUUGCUGUGACGAAGAUGCCCUGUAACAGGAGUUCAUUUUAUAAAGGGGCAUGCAAAAAUCAAGCCUUCUGCCAUUUGGAAAUUAAUCACAUUUUCAAAUGUAGAAAAUGUCCAUUUGAAAAUAUUACAAACCAGCGAAAAACACAGCAAAUAGGCUUUAGAGAUGACCUGAACCUAAAAGAGAGAGAUUAGAAUCGCUGAACAACACCUAAUACCGUAUGAAUCGGUCUCUGAAAUGAAUGUUUCCACGGUGGACAUCUGAGCUCUGUGGUCGCCCCCUCCUGAAGCCUGUCCCAGCCCACUCUGAAGCACUUUCCAUUUGUUUUCCCCUUUUGUACUUUCAACCACCAAGGAAGCUAUAAACUAUGCUAGGCCUGAAAUAGCGACACGACCCUCUGCCAUACCAAACAACAAGAGCCUCCCUGGUGGUAGAAUUGGUUUCAAAGCAUGUUCAACUAGUAUUCUUUCUGUUUGUCUCGGUACGACUAAUGUUCUGCCUGUAAGUGUUGUUUGUUAUAGGUUUUCUAUGACGUAAAAUGUCCACUUAUAUAUCUGGAGUUCCGUAACAAAACGCAGUGUUCGUUUAUUAGGUCAUCCUUGAAUUCAGAGGGAUUGAAGUGAUUCUCCCUUUGGCUCUUAACCAAACUGAGUUUGUUCAUCCACUGAGCUGAGUGAAACAGUACACACACACACACACACACACACACACACACACACACACACAUCCGUCCUCCACCAGUCUAAAUCCUUCUGUCCAUUUUAAUCUCACAACAGUAACGUUUUUUCAUGGCAAGCGAAGAACAAUGUAAGAGAAGGAGUCUAAAGUAUUCAGGUUCAGAAAACAUAUAUGUAACGAUGAACAGAUAUUAACAAUCAAACUACGGCACAUAAAGCAAGUAUGAGCUACCUAAACUAACAAACCUGUAUUGUCUUUCAAUGGCCGUCUCAUUCUUACAAUCUUCAACUUGGAUUGGGACUCAAAUUUAGUUCUUUCAAAAGUCAAUUCAACUGGAAAGCUGCAGGUCAUGAUUUAGACUAGCUUUUUUAACACCUUGUAACUAAGUUAACAUGUAGACACUUUACUGUCCCUUACUGUUUGUCUGUGAUUUCAAAACAUUGUUUGUUGACCUCUUGUAUUGUGUAUUAUACUUUUUGAAUUGUAUUAAGAGUUUGCUUAAAUUUCAAUAAUGUGUUGCGUCUGUUAGGUGUACGGGCAGUCAUGCACAUGUCUUAUCUACUGGAAGCUGCACAGUACAACCACUGCCCUCUGGUGGUAGACUGUAGGAACUGCAAAACAUUUCCUAAGCCAAGGGAGUUUAAAUACUUCGAUAAUUAAUUCAGUGGAAGGUGAAUGGCAAGAAUAAUAACGACAGAUGAUCUCAUGAUGUGAUAACACAUUGAAAAUCUGGACUGACAUACAAGCCUACAGCAAGUUUAUAAUUUGAUUCCCAGACAAAUCGUAAUUAUUCUGAUUAAAAUAGCAAUCAAUGAAAUCCUUUCAGAUUUCCAAAAGUGACUGACCCGAAUCUUAUUUUUAAAUAUAGAGGGGCUCCUUAGAAUGGUGAAUAUUUGGGUUUAAAUAAAAAAAGUAGCUUACACAGACAAAAAAAAACGAAAAAAGGAGACAAAGUGUGAAGGAAGACAGAACGGUGAUAUUCGAUGAA
Molecule: messenger RNA, 2929 nt
Organism: Gadus macrocephalus (Pacific cod)
Lineage: Eukaryota; Metazoa; Chordata; Actinopteri; Gadiformes; Gadidae
Gene: eaf1
Product: ELL associated factor 1
Exons: 6
Coding region: 147-941 (264 amino acids)
Biological process (GO): positive regulation of DNA-templated transcription; regulation of transcription elongation by RNA polymerase II
Cellular component (GO): super elongation complex
Molecular function (GO): transcription elongation factor activity
Source: RefSeq, a predicted model, not a curated record